Molecule: messenger RNA, 225 nt
Organism: Arabis nemorensis
Lineage: Eukaryota; Viridiplantae; Streptophyta; Magnoliopsida; Brassicales; Brassicaceae
Source: the annotation of a GenBank genome assembly
AUGCCAACGGAUGAUGAAUUGAGCUUGUCGGAUUUGGAUAUGGUUAAAGUUCUUGGAAAAGGAAGCAGUGGUGUUGUACAGUUAGUUCAACACAAAUGGACUAGCCAGUUUUUCACGUUGAAGUCUGUUGGAACCCUGGAAUUUGAUGGAUACACCCUUAGAAGAGCAGCAAGAGUAGGGAAUCACAUGUCACCAAUUUGGAACAUACAUGUUUUAGACCAUUGA